CUUUCCCUUGUGUCAGAGCAUACCUUACUCGAAGCGUAUCACAGCUCUACAGACAGUAACAGCGGAUGAAACCCGUGAUUGUGCGAGAUUGCGGUUCAAAUGAUAUAUAUGAUUCUCCGUCUCGUCUUUCUAAGUGGGAUAUCAUCCAUCUUAACUAAUUGCCAUCAAAGAUCGCUCCCACCACAAUGCAACGACCUGUACACAGUCCUUGCUUUUGAAAACCCUUUUUACCACCGAAACAAAAAAAAGACGAAAAAGAAGCCGACUGAAAGCACAAAAAGAUCCCAUGUCUGUCACAAACGAACAGCCCCCGCGUCUAGAAUCCGAUGGGCACGGAGAGAGAAGAGAGAAAGUACAGCCAAGCUGCCGCCUCCAACUACUAAAAGCGCCAUUUUCCUCCGGAGUGUGAGAGAAAAACUAUGGGUAUGCUUGAAGAAUGAUCUUCCGCCAAGCUUCUUGAAAAGCUCCCCGUCCUGAAGCGCCGCCUGAUAUGCUGCAAAAAAAAUUGUAUGACGCCGAAUAUAUCUGAUACUGUGAAAGCGCUCGAACGA
Messenger RNA from Pseudovirgaria hyperparasitica, 551 nucleotides. RefSeq lists its product as uncharacterized. Bases 100 to 477 code for a protein of 125 amino acids. NCBI's taxonomy places the organism in Eukaryota, Fungi, Ascomycota, Dothideomycetes, Acrospermales, Acrospermaceae. The record is from RefSeq and is a predicted model, not a curated record. The transcript has a single exon.